GUGUGAAGAAGCAGCGAGAACGACCCCGGGGACGGACCCGAGCCCCGCACUGCUGCAGCCCCGAGUUCAGCGCCGACGUGUCCCGCCAUGCCCAAAAGAAAGGCUGAAGGGGAUACUAAAGGAGAUAAAGCCAAGGUGAAGGACGAGCCACAGAGAAGAUCGGCAAGGUUGUCCGCUAAACCUGCACCUCCAAAGCCAGAGCCCAAGCCUAAAAAGGCCCCUGCAAAGAAGGGAGAGAAGGUACCCAAGGGGAAGAAGGGGAAGGCCGAUGCUGGUAAGGAUGCCAAUAAUCCUGCAGAGAAUGGAGACGCCAAAACAGACCAGGCACAAAAAGCUGAAGGUGCUGGAGACGCCAAGUGAAAUGUGUGCGUUUUUGAUAACUGUGUACUUCUGGUGACUGUACAGUUUGAAAUACUAUUUUUUA
This is a messenger RNA of Myodes glareolus (Bank vole), 424 nucleotides long. Lineage: Eukaryota; Metazoa; Chordata; Mammalia; Rodentia; Cricetidae. The record is from RefSeq and is a predicted model, not a curated record.